Messenger RNA from Ostrea edulis (European flat oyster), 1874 nucleotides. RefSeq names its product sarcoplasmic calcium-binding proteins I, III, and IV-like. Lineage: Eukaryota; Metazoa; Mollusca; Bivalvia; Ostreida; Ostreidae. The record is from RefSeq and is a predicted model, not a curated record. The transcript has 7 exons. Gene Ontology annotation, molecular function: calcium ion binding. Bases 262 to 837 code for a protein of 191 amino acids.
CACAGUACCACUUGUCUGCAUGCAAUGCUCAACCAACAUUGUCGUAUGUUAUGGAAAUAGUUGUCGUCUGCUAGAUUCAUCGCGCGCAGCAUUUAGGGGCCGUGUCGUCUGCUGAUAGAAGAGAGAUAUUUCGCGCGGUUUUCGGAAAGCGUUGGAUCGAUCGUGUUUAAUAAAAGGAUAGAAUAUACGCUAUACCGGGCGUGUGCUGGACUCCCAUCUAUCACAAAACUUGGUUAUUUCAUCUGAUUUAGAAACAGUACCAUGGCAGAAAACCAGCUUUCGGAAUUCCAAACUCAGAAAGUACUUCGGGUCUUCAAUAUACUUUAUGAUAGAAAUGACGAUGGCGUUAUAGCUAAAGAGGACUUUCUGAUUGCCAUAGACACCUUCUGUAACAGCCUCGGUUGGCCUAAAGAUGGAGAACAAUACAACAAAGGUAAAGAGACGCUACUCCUCAUCUGGGACGACCUGAAGAAGUACGCUGACGAAAACCAGGAUGACAAGGUGUCGAAGGAGGAGUGGACUCAGAUGUGGAGUGAUUGUUUACAAUCGGUCAAAAACGGAAAACCUUUUCCGGAAUGGCAGCAACGAUUUAUGCAGUUUAUGUUCGAAGUCAAUGAUAAAUCUGGUGAUAAUGAAAUUGAUAUUGAGGAAUACACAACGGUUUGGAACCAGUCUUAUGGAUUGCCAGUAGAAGAAUGUCAGAAAGCAUUUCAGACGAUAUCAGACGGUAAGAACAUCAGCCGGGAGGUGUUCGAGAUGCUGUGGAUCGAGUACUUUGUUUCAAACGAGAGGUCCGCCCGGGGAAAUUAUCUGUUCGGUGUUCCUGAUUUUAUCUGAAAAUAUGGACAUAUUUAGCCUAUUUCUGUCUACACAAGGGCAAUCUUCCUUUGGUUGCCCAGUGAGAGUGAUUUUAUUCUGUCUCUAUGGGAGUUAUCGUUCCUUUGAAAAUACCACGAAAUUAAGUUAUGCAAUUUAUUUUAAUUUUUCAAUGAAAAUAUACUGUGUCAGUUUAUUUGAAGGUUUUUAAACAUUCAACCAGACUACUAUAUGACAAUCUUUUCAGAUCUGAAAUGAUAGAAUUGAAAUUAGAAGCGAUAAAAGUGUGAAGCCAAAAACGUUGCACGACUCUUAUUAAUCAAAGUACAGCAAGUACUCUUGGGAGUCAAUUUUUUUCAAAAAAUAAAAAUCAAAGAAAGUCCGUUAUGAUUUUUGUUACGAUGUAUUGCAUAUUGAUUUAUUUUCACUUUUGCGCAGAUAACAUUGGUUUAAUAAAUGUAUAUAUUCAGUUAGUUACUAUAUUCAGUAUCGGGGAUGUUAUGUAGUACCUGCAACCUUCAACCCCUCUAAACAUCAAUGAACUCGUCCACAUAGUGCUUAGCAUACAAGUUAAAAUAAUAAUGAACGUUUGAAUGAUAUAAAGCUUAAGUUUAUUUUUUAUAUAGAUACACAUAAAAUUGAAAAUAAAUAUCCAUGUCUCAUUGUUGCUGUGAAUGAAACAAAUGUUUCUGCAGUGGAAAAGAAUUUUGAAUAUAGGAUUACAUGUUUUAGCGGACGUUUUCUAUUAUGUCUGUUAUGUAUCAAUAGAAUGCGAAGAUGUGAUACAUUCACUCAAUAGUCCUCUGCAGUGUAUCAAUGCGCGUUGUGUCUGAUAACUUAGGAAGUUGAACUAAAUUCAGCUCUCUGAAAUGAUAAAUCAAAUGUAAAUAAGGAACGACAACUCUAAGAUGAGAUCAAGAAUAAUGUGCUCUCAAACGUAUCUCUUAUCCAUAUAAACCAGUAUGUAGUUUACCUUAGCACUUUUUACUUUUAUACGUUUGGUAAAUUCUUAAAAUAUGUAGUAUAACGGACAAACUAAUAAAUUUUUGAAAAUCUGA